AUGGAAGAGGACAAGAAGAAAAUUGCCAGUGAGAUCAAUUUGAGUGGAUUUCAAUAUUUGAACGACAAGAGUACGGUGGUUAGGGUCUUCUGGUUCUCAGUAAUUCUCGUUUUCCUGGCGCUGACCGUGUACCAAAUAACGACUCAGGUCAGCAGAUAUGCUUCGAGUCCCGUUUCAACAAAUGUCGAGGUCGAAUACCCGGAGCAAAUAAUUUUCCCGGUGAUCGCCCUAUGCAACAAUAACCAGUUCAGGCAAAGCAACUUGCUCGGUUACAAGUUGAAGUACGAUGACGAGAUCUCCUUUUUUGAGCAAGUGAUCGACUCGAUCGGAAAUGCCUCAGCGGUAGAGUUUUUGCGUAAUUCAACUCACGACAUCAGAACGAUGCUCGCUGGGUGCACCUUGCCAAACGGUACACGAUGUGGACCCGAAAUGUGGACCCAAUUCUGGACCCUCAACGGGAUCUGCUGGGCGCUCAAUCUUGAUCACGUCACGCCAAUUGUGGUCACUAGUUCAGGUAAGGAUCACGGUCUCCGGCUGGUGCUCAACGUGGAAAGUUACGAGCGAGCGGACACGUGUGGACGCGUGUUGGACAGUCAACUCGAAACGGGAAUCAGAGUUCUAAUCUACAAUCAGACCGAGCUCCCAAUCACCACCUCUAAGGGACGUUCUUUUGACGCUGCUUUCGAGGAUUACUUAGCAGUAUACUACAAGAAAACCCAGAUCGAUGAAGAUUUCGAAAAAGAAAAUCUCGCCCUUGUCAACAUUUACCUCCAAUCGAACGCAAUCGAGACGUGGACUCAGCAAGAGGAAUACACUUUUUGGACUCUAGCAUGUGACAUCGGUGGCGCUCUUGGACUGUUCCUCGGUGCUUCGGUGGUUACGAUCACCGAGUUCGGAUACAUCAUCUUUCAGCAGUAUUGGCUAGUUGAUAGACAAAAGAAACGGUCACAGCCCGAAUCACUGUCGCUCAAA
This is a messenger RNA of Mesorhabditis belari, 972 nucleotides long. The record is from the annotation of a GenBank genome assembly. NCBI's taxonomy places the organism in Eukaryota, Metazoa, Nematoda, Chromadorea, Rhabditida, Rhabditidae.